This is a messenger RNA of Ylistrum balloti, 393 nucleotides long. RefSeq lists its product as uncharacterized. Gene Ontology annotation, molecular function: catalytic activity. The transcript has a single exon. Bases 1 to 393 code for a protein of 130 amino acids. Gene Ontology annotation, biological process: nucleotide metabolic process. Lineage: Eukaryota; Metazoa; Mollusca; Bivalvia; Pectinida; Pectinidae. The record is from RefSeq and is a predicted model, not a curated record.
AUGACUAUUUUUACUAAAAUCAUUAACCGAGAGUUGCCAGGAUACAUUCUUGAAGAGAAUCAACAUUGCAUUGCUUUCCUUGACAUCCAACCCAUUAAAUGGGGGCACACCCUGGUAGUACCCAAAAAAGAAAUCGACUACUUAUUUGACCUUGAAGAAACAGAUUAUUUAGAACUACAAAAGUUUGCCAAACAGGUUUCACAACGUCUAAGAGAAAUCGUAUCUUGCCAACGCAUCGGGGUUGCCGUGGUUGGAUUGGAAGUUCCACACACGCACAUUCAUCUCGUCCCGAUCGAUAAAGUAUCCGACAUAAAUUUCUCUAAUCCCAAACUUUCUUUUAGUGAAGAAGACUAUCAACGAUUAGUGACGAAUUACCAAAAAGGUCAUCGAUAG